Messenger RNA from Pecten maximus, 1625 nucleotides. RefSeq lists its product as uncharacterized. Bases 28 to 1296 code for a protein of 422 amino acids. NCBI's taxonomy places the organism in Eukaryota, Metazoa, Mollusca, Bivalvia, Pectinida, Pectinidae. The record is from RefSeq and is a predicted model, not a curated record. The transcript is spliced from 3 exons.
UGUCGAACCCUCUAGUAUAACAACAACAUGGCGGCGAAAAGACCUAGAGAUGUCAUCGACGAAGAUGAUUUACCAAGUUGUUCAGUGCCAAAACAACCCAAAUGUCGUAUUGAUCUGUGUGCUUCUCCCGAUGGUCAUAUUUACGACACUUUAAAGCCUAAUUCUAAUCGGGCUUACGAGUGUCUCUCAGCACUGACUCCGUUGGUUGAUCACCUAUCAAACCCAAACACGUUCAUGAAACUAAUUCCCUGGAAGAUUAUCAAUACCAAUGCUGAUGACGGUGCUUCGUUUGCAGAUGCAUAUUGCAGUGUUGAUUUGUACCCGGAUGCAUAUUCUAUUGCUCUCAUUUUUCAUAAGGGUCUAGAAAUCCUGCUUGACUACAUCAUAGACAACAGAAAACCUGUAGACGAAAUGCAAGCACACUCGUUGGAAGUUUUACUUCAUUUCCUCGACCAAAAUUACUUUACAAAGCCAUGGUCAGGUAAUUUAAUGGAGACCUUAAACAGGAAGUCAGAAACCGAUGUUACUGUAUUCUUGGCGAAUCAUUUUUUUGGAAAACUAUCUCUUACUCCAAAAUUUGUCAUUAACGGGCAAUCAAAAGGAACACAAGAUGGAAUUGGCUGCAUCUGUUCCACAGAUGGCUGCAAAAUGACAGGUGUCUUUGGAGAUACAGGCAUUGGAAAUCCAGAAGUUUGGCAUGGGAACUUUGAUGUUCUACUUAACCAUACAGAUACUGCCCUGAAGAUAUCUAUUGAAGAAGAUGGGAAAAAUGAUCAUGACGACAGUCCUAGAAAAAAUGUUUUUGAGGUCAAAAGACGGACAUCAAAUAUUUGUGAAAAUGACCAGAUUUUUGCGGAGACUAUAGUCUUUUCAUUUCUUCAGAAACAACUACAUCCUUACAGGAAACACCAUUUGUAUCCUUGUAUAGCUGUGAACAAUGAAAAUUUGGUUGUGUACUUUUAUGACUCCCAGCAUGACGUAUUGCUUGUGAGCUCACCAGAGCCAUUGUUUGAUCAGAAAACAGGCCACUUUCAGCUAGCUACCAUAUUUUUAUCAUGGUUGGUGGUAAAUCAUAAAUGCUUAUGUAAUGGCCUUUCCUCUGACAUGACAGGUAAAAAAUCAGGAUUCUUUGAGUGCAGGAAAAUAGAAGUGUUUAGGGUAGGUCUGCAUUGUGGUCAAGUAGUCUCCCCUGUCAAGUCCAGCAGAAAAUACAACAAGGUGAAGGAACCUGGUAAAGAAAUUGAGCAUCUUAAUAAUAGAAGGUUACAUGCUAUGACAUGUAAAAACAAUGAGUAAAGUGGACACUUCAAAGCAAAGUCACAGUUUCACAAAAUGCAGAUUUCAUAAUUUUACUCAGAGGUUGUAGAUUUGAGUCCUAAUGACAUUAGUGUGCUUGUAAUUCAUUCCGUAGUGACUGAUCUGGCAAUAUGCUGGUAUUGGGUUGCUGUGAUCAUCAUCAAAGCACUCAAAAUUGCCGAUGUCUUUUUCAGACUUACAAGGUGUUUCUAAUAUAAAUACAAUAACAAAUCUCAUUGAAUAAUUCAUAAGUGUUAACAGAUAAAUUGUUAUAUUUGUAUACUGUGCAGCAUGCUUCAAUGAAAAAUAAAAAUUAUUGAUGACAAUGA